Messenger RNA from Hyphopichia burtonii NRRL Y-1933, 594 nucleotides. RefSeq lists its product as uncharacterized. The annotation marks the transcript as partial. Gene Ontology annotation, cellular component: cytoplasm; nuclear pore. Gene Ontology annotation, biological process: protein import into nucleus. Lineage: Eukaryota; Fungi; Ascomycota; Pichiomycetes; Serinales; Debaryomycetaceae. The transcript has a single exon. Gene Ontology annotation, molecular function: GTPase activator activity. The record is from RefSeq and is a predicted model, not a curated record.
AGCGCAUUCGGUGCCAAUUCGAAAUUUAAUAAUGCAUUUCAAAAUUCAUUAAAGAAAAAAUCAUUCUUGGAUACAGAUUCAUCAACAGAUCAGGAAACCAAAAAGGAAGAAUCAAAAUCCCCCAGUGCUGAAAAAAGCAAGCUUGAGUCAUCCGGCUCUUCAACCCCUCAACAAUAUAAGCAAGUUGAUUUAACUCCAGUUCCUGAAAUUAAAACUGGUGAAGAAAAUGAAAAAUCUCUUUAUAGUGUUACUGCUAAAAUAUUCGAACUCAAUUUAACCAAAAUAUCCGAAGGAUGGAAAGAACGUGGUUUGGGUCCUCUACAUUUGAAUGAAUCUAUCGACGAUCCUUCUCAAGUGAGAUUGGUGAUGAGAUCCCAAGGUUUAUUAAGAGUGGUGUUGAAUUUGAAGGUAACCCCAAGUUUAAAUUUAAUCAAGGGUUUGGAAGCAAGUCUAUCACCAGGAAAGUUCAUGAGAAUUAAUUCAAUUUCUGAUAAAGGAUACCCAGUUCAAUAUUUACUCAAAUUCAAUAACGAGAAUAUCCGUAAUGAAUUGUUUGAUAAGAUUGAAGAUUUAAAGAAAACAAUGAAAAUUUAG